AUGGGCCCACAACCAACCUCACUACACGACCAACAAAACCAGCAGUAUUCGCUUCAGUGGAGGCAGUUCCACCUCAGCAAGGCGAAACUAAAAGCCACAAGUCGUAUUUCGGCACUUUUAUCCGGAUUCGCCAUGGUGGCAAUGGUGGAAACUGAUUUCAAGCAGGAUCUGGCAAGGCCAGAGGACAACACUCCACCCGAACUAAUCGUUACGUUUAGUGUUAUCACCACUCUCGUUGUGGCUGUCCACCUGCUUGCUCUUAUGAUUAGCACUUGCAUCCUACCCAACAUCGAGACAGUCGGCUACUUGAACUCAAAUGCAGCUGUUCUCGACUCACCACACAUCCACCUGCAAUGGUACAUAGAGAUAGCCUGGAUAUUCUCGACAGGCAUCGGCAUCCUCCUUUUCCUAGCCCAAAUGGCCAUCUUAGCCUGGGUGCGUUUCUACACGGUCAACAAGCUAGCCCCCAUAGCUUCCAUGGCCAUCAUAGUCCCCACUUUCCUAAUCCUAAUCGCGUUUGCGUUCCACUUUUAUCGGCAGCUGAUAAAGGCCAAAUGCGAAAAGUCGACGAAGGGCCUGGCCGAGCUG
Messenger RNA from Helobdella robusta, 588 nucleotides. RefSeq lists its product as hypothetical. The annotation marks the transcript as partial. Gene Ontology annotation, cellular component: membrane. Gene Ontology annotation, molecular function: store-operated calcium channel activity. The record is from RefSeq and is a predicted model, not a curated record. Gene Ontology annotation, biological process: store-operated calcium entry. The transcript is spliced from 4 exons. Lineage: Eukaryota; Metazoa; Annelida; Clitellata; Rhynchobdellida; Glossiphoniidae.